Messenger RNA from Leptosia nina, 1179 nucleotides. Lineage: Eukaryota; Metazoa; Arthropoda; Insecta; Lepidoptera; Pieridae. The record is from the annotation of a GenBank genome assembly.
AUGUUGCAUACCAUUUUUCGCGCGUUUCAAAUUAGUCCAACACAAGUGCAACAACUAAGGUUAGGUCAUACAAUUAGAGGAAAGGCACCGACUAAGAGCAGGACAAUAAGAGAACGAAUUGACGAGUUAAAUUAUAAAGAUGAAAUAUACACUACAAGAAUUGAUAUUGGAUUUGCUGCUGAAAGAAAAUCUAAUAGUCGUCAAGAGCAAAUAGAUCAUAUAAAAAAAAUGAAGAAUGACAAACAGCUUGAACAGUUGGCCAGAAACCAUCAGUUAGUCAUAGACUUAGAGGAGUCAAAGAAAGUGUGGCUGGAAACACUAGGGCCACACCACAAAAAGCAAAUAGCUGAUCAUUAUGGUGUUUUUGAACACUUGUAUGGGGAAGGCUUCUUUACACCACAUUUAAAUUUAGAAAUUUUCUAUGAUGUAAAAGAUUUAUGCAUACCAGUGUAUACGGGGAAUGUCAUUAAACCCAGUGAAGCUAUACAACCUCCAGUAGUUUCAUAUAAAAGCGAUGCAGAUUCAUUAUGGACUCUUGUCUUGACAAGCUUAGAUGGUCAUUUAACAGAACACAAUAAGGAGUAUGUACAUUGGCUUGUAGCAAAUAUUCCUGGAGGGGAUGUAGAUAAGGGUGAUGUAAUGAUUGAUUAUCUUCAGCCCUUUCCAUUGAAAGGCACUGGAUACCACAGAUAUGCUUUUGUAUUGUAUAAACAGGACAACAAAAUCUCAUAUGAAUUACCUAAAGUCUUAACAUCAUCCCUUGAAGGCAGAACCUUUGUUACAAGAGAUUGGUAUAAAACCCACCAAGAAGUCAUUACCCCAGCUGGGCUAGCUUUCUUCCAAACCAGUUGGGAUUUAAGUGUCAGGGACUUCUUUCACAACAUUCUUCAAGAAAAAGAACCAAUUUAUGAAUAUGACUUCCCGGAGCCUUAUAUUCGAAAACAGGAGUGGUUUCCACUAAGAAGGCCGUUUAAUUUAUACAUGGAUAAAUAUAGAGACCCAAAAGAAGUUAAAAAGGAGUACUUGCUUUGGAAACUGAAAAAUGAGGAUCCAUUCAAGAGCCCAGAACCGCCACUAAAAUUCCCUAACGCUCAGCCACUACCUAAAUCUAUGCCGUCAUGGUUGAAGCUUCAUGAAAAGAAAUUACGACUCCAGUGGGGUAGAGUUAAUGAUGUGUAA